UUGUUUGUUUCAGCUCCUUACAUAUAUGUAUGGUGUACUUAUAAAGGGUUAAAACAAAAUUCAGACGCCUGUAUCUCUUCGAGUUUUCGUCUCCUAGAUAAAAGGCUUAUAUAUUCAAACUCAGGUCGGAGAGAGGAAUCGAAUGGUAUAUACCGUAAAUUCUCUAAUAGAAGCACACCCUCCAAUAGAAGCACACCAUACGGGAGAAUCAAAAAUAAAAGCACACUCUCUAAUAGAAGGACGCCCUCUAAUAUAAGCAAACCUUACAAGAGGGUCGAAAAAUACAAGCGCAUGCUUAGAGGGAGCUUCUAUUAGAGAAUUUACGGUAUUUCGAAUCCAGCUUCUUGCUCCCACGUACUAUUGGGACCCUCGUACUUUAGUAAUCCCCAACAAAACAUUUGAAAAUGUUCUAGAAUUUUCUUUAAAUCAUUUAUCAAUUUCUGAAUCUCUUAGCUUCAAUUGUGAUAAUGGCAUUUUAGAGGAAUAUAUUGACAUUUUAUUCAAUAUUUUAAUAAAUGAAGGCAAUAAAUUACCAAAAAUUUGUUUUACUAGUUAUAAGUUAACAAGGCUCUAUGAUCUUAUCAUAAAAUAUAUAACAACAUCAAAAGACUGUUCAAAAAUGGUGGCUGUUAUUAAUUUAACAUGUCUUUCCUUCCCAAAUUUUAAAUUAAGCGACAGAGCAGAAAAAGUCGAGAUUAGACAAGUAUAUGAUACAAAAUAUAUAAAUUACCAAAUUGGCAAUAUUUUUAAUCCAAAAAUGAAAUUUUCAUUUAACAUUGAAGAAUUUAGAGGAGAAGCAAUCUUUCACACUCAUUUCGAUAGAUUAAAAAUUGAGAAAGUUAAAAUUUUGUCUGAUUAA
This is a messenger RNA of Meloidogyne enterolobii, 859 nucleotides long. The record is from the annotation of a GenBank genome assembly. NCBI's taxonomy places the organism in Eukaryota, Metazoa, Nematoda, Chromadorea, Rhabditida, Meloidogynidae.